This is a messenger RNA of Linnemannia hyalina, 714 nucleotides long. NCBI's taxonomy places the organism in Eukaryota, Fungi, Mortierellomycota, Mortierellomycetes, Mortierellales, Mortierellaceae. The record is from the annotation of a GenBank genome assembly.
AUGGUCGAAGGUUGUCCACCACUCCGUCUCUUGCUUAUCGGAAGUCCCGGCGCCGGAAAGGGAACACAGUCGGGCAGGAUCCAAAACAACUUUGAGGUCAGUACCAUCUCGAGUGGAGAUCUCCUUCGCAAAAACAUUGCCCAAGGAACAGAGAUUGGCAAACGGGCCGCCAAGGAGAUGAAGAACGGCGCCUUUGUCUCGGACGAGGUCAUGGUCAAGCUCAUCGAUAGUGAGUUGGACAAGCUGGGAGCAGAGCAAGGAUGGCUCUUGGAUGGGUUCCCCAGGACGAUGACGCAGGCAGAGACUCUUGAUCAUACUCUUGAUAGUCUGAACCAGCCGCUCAAUCUUGUCAUUCAUCUCAAUGUUCCCGAGGAAGUUAUUCUCCAGCGUAUCAUGGAUCGUUGGGUGCAUAUCCCUUCGGGAAGGGUGUACAACAUGACAUACAAUCCUCCCAAGCGUGCCGGUCUGGAUGAUGUGACAGGCGAGGCUCUUGAGCGCCGACCCGAUGACAAUCCGGAAACAUUCAAGAUUCGUCUUCAAAAGCACCAUGAGCUGACAGAGCCCUUGCUGGAUUACUACAAGAACAAAAACAUCCUCGUCAGCCUCGCAGGAAACACCUCCGACGAAAUAUACCCGCAGAUUCGCGAACUGCUCCAGACUCGGUUCAAGCCCGAAGAAUCUCCUUCCGAGGCCGAAGGCCAAGGUCAAGCCUAG